Molecule: messenger RNA, 2644 nt
Organism: Arabidopsis thaliana (thale cress)
Lineage: Eukaryota; Viridiplantae; Streptophyta; Magnoliopsida; Brassicales; Brassicaceae
Gene: UBP21
Product: ubiquitin-specific protease 21
Exons: 9
Coding region: 307-2505 (732 amino acids)
Biological process (GO): protein deubiquitination
Molecular function (GO): cysteine-type deubiquitinase activity
Source: RefSeq, marked reviewed
GCUUAUUUUAUCUGUGGAAAAGGUCAAAAGAAACCCUAAAUCCCCAAAUAAAUGGCGGCUUGAUUUUCCCUCCCAAUUCAAACCUUCUUCUCCACUCCAAUUCUCAUCUUCCCUCCAAAUCGUUUCGAUUCGCUCUCAGAUUUCGAAAAUUUCCCAACUUUUUUGGAGCGAAACUCAAAUUUAUCUUCUUCAAUUACUUACAGAUCGAUUUACGAGAUGCAGAAUUCUCCCAAAACUAAACCCUAGCUUCCACUUCUUCCCCUUUCCUUCAAUUCUUCACAAAAUCCGUUCUCGGUUUUGUUGUUAAUGGCGGAAUUUAGUGACCCACCACCAUCUAAUCUCUCUUCUUCUCAUAAAUUAACUAAACCCAACCAAACCCUAGAUGAGUCUUCACCAACCGCGCCAAUUCGAGACCUUGUUACUAACUCGCUCUCUCUUUCCUCACCGAUUCGUCAGAUUCAAGCCCUUUCUCCGGCAAAACCAGACGGGUCUUCCUCUUCUCCGCCGGACAAAACCCUAAAUUUCAAUCCAGAGGAAAACAGAGAUGUGAACCCAGAUGAGUCUUCCUCUUCUCCGUCAGAUAAAACCCUAAUUGCGCCACCAGCUCAGAUUUCGCCUGUUAGCAACAACAAUCAUCUCCGGAUCACGAACACGUCAGAUUCGUAUCUUUAUCGUCCACCAAGGAGAUACAUCGAGUAUGAAAGCGAUGACGACGAGCUUAAUAAGAUGGAACCAACAAAACCUCUACAGUUAUCAUGGUGGUAUCCGAGGAUUGAACCCACCGGUGUUGGGGCUGGGCUAUAUAAUUCAGGCAACACUUGUUUCAUAGCUUCUGUGUUACAGUGCUUCACUCAUACUGUGCCUCUUAUCGAUAGUCUUCGUUCAUUCAUGUAUGGAAACCCUUGCAACUGUGGAAAUGAGAAGUUCUGUGUAAUGCAAGCUCUUCGAGAUCAUAUUGAGCUUGCUCUGAGGUCUUCAGGAUAUGGAAUAAACAUUGAUAGAUUUCGUGAUAACUUGACUUAUUUUUCAUCUGAUUUUAUGAUAAACCACCAAGAAGAUGCACACGAGUUUCUACAAUCAUUUCUGGAUAAGUUAGAGAGAUGUUGUUUAGAUCCUAAGAAUCAGCUUGGCUCUGUCUCAUCUCAAGAUUUGAACAUUGUUGACAAUGUCUUUGGUGGCGGUCUCAUGAGUACGCUUUGUUGUUGCAAUUGUAAUUCUGUUUCCAACACGUUUGAACCUUCUCUUGGAUGGAGUCUGGAAAUAGAAGAUGUUAAUACCCUCUGGAAAGCUCUAGAAUCCUUUACAUGUGUCGAAAAACUUGAGGACCAGUUAACAUGUGAUAACUGUAAGGAGAAAGUCACAAAGGAGAAGCAACUUAGGUUCGAUAAGUUGCCGCCGGUUGCUACAUUCCAUCUUAAGAGGUUUACUAAUGAUGGAGUUACUAUGGAGAAGAUCUUCGAUCAUAUUGAGUUCCCUUUGGAGUUGGAUUUGUCCCCUUUCAUGAGCAGUAACCAUGAUCCUGAGGUUUCCACAAGAUAUCAUCUUUAUGCCUUUGUGGAGCAUAUUGGGAUUAGAGCAACCUUUGGUCAUUAUUCCUCUUAUGUGAGAUCAGCUCCUGAGACAUGGCAUAAUUUUGAUGACUCCAAGGUCACGAGAAUCAGCGAAGAGAGAGUUCUAUCCCGUCCUGCUUAUAUAUUGUUUUAUGCAAGAGAAGGAACUCCUUGGUUUUCCAGUACUUUUGAACAGUUGAAGACAGUGUUUGAAGCUACUCCGUUACAUUUUUCACCAGUAUCUGUGCUUGAUAACAGUUACGAGAGUGUUGAUAAUUCCAGUAAAGCCUGCAACGACUCAGUGGGAGUAUCGAUCCCUGAUGUAAAAUGGCCAGAUUCUUGCUGUCAAGAGCCAAAAGAGGAAGUGUUCCAUUCAGCCGAGUCUAGCAACAAUGAAGAUUCUUCGGCCAUGAUUGAUGCUCUCGGGUCACCUCAAUCUGAGAAACCAUUUGCUGAAACCUCCCAACAGACAGAGCCUGAGUCAUGUCCAACUGAAAACAAAGCUUACAUCGAUAAAUCUGAGAAGCCAUUUGCUGAGACCUCUCAACCGAAAGAACCUAAGCCAUUUGCUGACAGAGCUAGCAUCGAUGCCCCUCUGCUCAAGGUUCAGAAUCAAGACAUAUCUCCAAAACGCAAAGCUGGUGAGAGAGCUACGCUCGGUGGACCUAAGCUCAAGUAUCAAAAACCAAAUUCCCAUCAGAAACGCCAAGGAACCUUUCAGAUUCAACGUGCGCAUUUGCAAACUAAGAAGCAAGAAGAAUCUCGUAAAACAAAGCGGCCGUUGUUUAGAAGCAAUGUUGCUGCUUCUGCUCCAGAUCCUAAGUACAAAAAUCAUGCUCUUUCAUAUCUCAACAGGGCCCAGACACCUCGCGCUCGAAAGCUCGCUAAUGCUUUGAGUGAUUCUCCGACCAAGAAAAAGAAAAGCUCUAACAUGAGAAGAUCUAUUAAACUUUGAAGAGUUAGCUAUUAGAAAAUGAAAAGUUGUCCUUUAGUUUUUGUGUUUGGGGUUUUCUUGUGAAUACAAACUCUGAUCAAUUUUGUUUUGAGACUCCAACCAACAAUUCUUUAGGUUAUAUAUGAUUAUUUUUCUUUUG